Molecule: messenger RNA, 3237 nt
Organism: Siniperca chuatsi (mandarin fish)
Lineage: Eukaryota; Metazoa; Chordata; Actinopteri; Centrarchiformes; Sinipercidae
Gene: asap2b
Product: ArfGAP with SH3 domain, ankyrin repeat and PH domain 2b
Exons: 24
Coding region: 436-3222 (928 amino acids)
Biological process (GO): positive regulation of GTPase activity
Cellular component (GO): cytoplasm
Molecular function (GO): protein binding; GTPase activator activity
Source: RefSeq, a predicted model, not a curated record
GUACUUGAGUUGUUUUCACCACUGAGGAAGAAAACGGUUGGCAGGUUGACUUUUGAAAGAAAGACACUUCCUGGAUGUGUUUUUGGUCCCAGGAAACAGCAGCAGAGUGAGCGCUCCGCCUCUGCGAGCCUCCGCCCUGUCGGUGCAGUUUCCUCAGGUGGUGUCAGCGGGAGGACGGAGGAGCGAGACGGGACCGGCCAGGCUUCACCUCUGCGGGACGAAUCAUGGAAGGAAAACGUCACAACUUCACCGGGAGUUUCGGGAAAGUCUGAGCUAUGAGGAGGAGCGAGUCCCGGACGCACGACAGGAUCUUUGGUGGCCGUUUCUGACUGUGUGGUCGCUUCCGUCGGUCCAGGUGCGGCUGUCGGACCCGAGGUCUGACUCCGGUAUCAGGUUUUUACACAGUCGGACAGUUCGUCCAGUUUGGAGCUCGCGAUGCCGGAGCUGAUCAGCGUGAUCGAGUUUAUUGCGGAGACUAAUGAGGACUACAAGGCUCCGACCACCUCCAGCUUCACCACGCGGAUGUCCCACUGCAGGAACACGGUGACAGCUCUGGAGGAGGCUCUGGACGUGGACAGAUCAGUUCUGUACAAGAUCAAGAAGUCGGUGAAGGCCAUUCACACGUCUGGUCUGGCUCAUGUGGACAAUGAGGAGCAGUACGUCCAGUCCAUGGAGAAAUUCGGAGACAACUGCGUCUGCAGGGAGGACGCCGAGGUCGGCUCGGCCUUCCUCAAGUUCGCUGUUUUCACCAAAGAGCUGUCGGCGCUCUUCAAAAACCUGUUGCAGAACAUGAACAACAUCAUCACCUUCCCUCUGGACAGUCUGCUGAAGGGAGACCUGAAAGGAGUGAAAGGGGAUCUGAAGAAGCCGUUCGAUAAAGCCUGGAAGGAUUACGAGGCCAAACUAGCGAAGAUUGAGAAGGAGAAGAGGGAGCACGCCAAGCAGCACGGGAUGAUUCGCACCGAGUUCAGCGGAGGAGAAAUCGCAGAGGAGAUGGAGAAGGAGAGACGACUCUUCCAGCUGCAGAUGUGUGAGUAUCUGCUGAAAGUGAACGAGAUCAAAGUGAAGAAAGGCGCCGACUUCCUCCAGAACCUCAUCAAGUAUUUCCACGCUCAGUGCAAUUUUUUCCAGGACGGACUGAAGGCUGUGGAGAGUCUGAAACCCUCCGUAGAGAAACUGGCUACAGACCUGACGGCGAUUAAGCAGACGCAGGAUGGAGAGAGGAAACAGCUGACUCAGCUCCGAGACGUCCUGAAGGCUUCCCUGCAGUCUGAGCAGAAAGAGGACGCUCAGGCCAAGCAGAGCGCAGGUUACAGCCUCCACCAGCUGCAGGGCAACAAGGCUCACGGCACCGAACGCUCCGGAGUCCUCUACAAGAGAAGCGAGGGACUGAGGAAGGUGUGGCAGAAGAGGAAGUGCUCGGUGAAGAACGGUUUCCUGACCAUCUGCCACGGCACGGCUAACACACCUCCAGCCAAACUCAACCUGCUCACCUGCCAGGUGAAGAGAAAUCCAGACGAGAAGAGCUUCGACCUGUUCUCACACGACAGAACGUAUCACUUCCAAGCUGAGGAUGAAGCCGAAUGUCAGGUCUGGGUGUCGGUGCUGCAGAACAGUAAAGAGGAGGCGCUGAACAAAGCGUUUAAAGGCGACCAGAACGAAGGAGAGAACAACAUCGUACAGGAGCUGACCAAAGCCAUCGUAGGAGAGGUGAAGAGGAUGAGCGGCAACGACAACUGCUGCGACUGCGGAGCUCCUGGUCCCACCUGGCUGUCCACCAACCUCGGAGUGCUGAUCUGUAUCGAGUGCUCGGGGAUCCACAGGGAGAUGGGGGUCCACUACUCCAGGAUCCAGAGUCUGGACCUGGAUGUCCUGGGAACCUCCGAGCUGCUGUUGGCGAAGAACGUGGGAAACGCCAGCUUCAACGAGAUCAUGGAGGCGGAUCUGUCAGUGCAGAAUGCAACCAAACCUGACCCGACCAGUGACAUGCAGAUGAGGAAAGACUACAUCACAGCGAAGUACACAGAGAAGCGUUUCGCUCAGCGGCUUUGUGCCGACGCUGCGUCCAGACUGCAGGUUCUGUACGAGGCCGUCAGGAACAGAGACAUCCUGUCUCUGAUCCAGGUCUACGCUGAGGGGGUGGACCUGAUAGAGGCCAGCCCACAGCCCAACGAGCACGAACCUGGAGAGACGGUGCUCCACCUGGCCGUCCGUAUGGGCGACAGAGACUCCCUCCACAUCGUUGACUUCCUCGCCCAAAACAGCGGUAACCUGGACAAGCAGACGGCCAGAGGAAGCACAGCGCUGCAUUACUGCUGUCUGACGGACAACAGCGAGUGUCUCAAACUGCUGCUGAGAGGAAAAGCUUCAGUGUCCAUCACAAAUGAAGCAGGAGAGACGCCGCUGGACGUCGCCAAACGUCUGCGAAACACUCAGUGUGAAGAACUGCUGACUCAGGCUCAGACGGGAAAGUUUAACGUCCACGUUCACGUCGAGUACGAGUGGCGCCUCCAGAAUGAGGACCUGGAUGAGAGCGAGGACGAGAUGGAGGACAAGCCGAUCCCUAACCGGCGCGAGGAGCGUCCGGUCAGCUGCUUCGUGCCGGGCAGCGGCCCCAUGCAGCCCAACCUGGCAGCGCUGGCCCGGGACGCCGCCUGCCUGGCGCGGGACAAACAGAGGCCUCAGGUCCCCAGCAUGAUGAUCAGCAACGAGACCUACGGCACCAUGAUGGACCUUAAGCUGCCGCCUCCGGGACCGAUACCCCCGCUGCCACCCAGAGUGCCAAACAGAGGUUUGGGACAAAGUAAACCGGCUGCCAUAGAAACCGUAGGAAGACAGCGGUCGUCCUCCGACCCCCCCAACCCCGUAACCCCCGAGAGGAACUCCUCCAUGUACGUGCUCCCAGCAGCUCCUCCUCCUCCGGUGAACAAGAGGUCCAGCAUGUUGGAGACCAAGACCCAGUCAGCCAGGAACACCCCCCUCCCUCCUCUCCCUCCCCCACCAGCAGCUGGGCUCCCCCCAUUCAUCCCGGCGCCUCCAGUCCCACCAGCACCCACCAUCCCACCAGCACCCUACUACAAAGCUCCGCCCCUCCCCCCACCAGUCCCCAGUCACCAGACCAGCAGACCACCGGGACCACCGGGACCACCAGGACCCAAGUCCCCCAAAUCACCCACAGGGUACAUACUGCACCAGACUGUACUGGUCUCUACUGAUCUAUAGUUGUUUGGUUAAAAC